This is a messenger RNA of Carassius carassius (crucian carp), 2196 nucleotides long. RefSeq names its product heparan sulfate glucosamine 3-O-sulfotransferase 3A1. Gene Ontology annotation, molecular function: [heparan sulfate]-glucosamine 3-sulfotransferase activity. The transcript has 2 exons. Lineage: Eukaryota; Metazoa; Chordata; Actinopteri; Cypriniformes; Cyprinidae. The record is from RefSeq and is a predicted model, not a curated record. The coding region runs from base 352 to 1548 and encodes 398 amino acids.
UCACAAAUCAUUUGAAGCAAACGCUGGAUUAAAAAAAAUGAAAAACUAAAAUUUUAAAUUCUAAUAAUCUAUAUAUUUGGAUUGAAAACAAACUAAAGAAAUAAUUCAAAUGGACUCCUCCAACAUAGUAAUUUAAAAUUCGCAGAAAAAUAAUUCUCAGACUAGUAACUGUUUACAUAACGACAAGGAGCUUUACAUAUGCGCAAGGAUUUUUGGAGAGCGGCGCGUGCGAACACUAAUCCACCUUUGAUGCUCUCAAGCUCCAAACUCUGCCUUAUUUUUUGAUGGCAAGACGGAAUAAUGCCAGUAUAGCAUGGCUGUCUCUCCAACUCAUGCCACCCGUGGACCGACAUGGCAUUUAGCCGCGUCUUUCUGGACCCUCCGUCCAAGAGCAUCUUUAAGACCUUCGCGGUCAUGUUGCUGUCUAUAGUCACGUCUUUAUACUUUCUCCACUGUCUCACGGAGCGAUGCGGGACCUGUAUACCCACAGAGAGAAGAGAAGCGGGUCCGGUGGAGGGAUUUUAUGCCUCGAAACUCGAAAAAGAUUUUGAGUCGCUGAGGAGAAAGAGACUUUUUCAGAAAUGGACCAUGAUGAGGCACCACAGCUUGAUCCACCAGCUCGAAAGUGUCCGUGAAGAGGGUUUAUCUGUUAUUGAUGCUGACAGACACGUUUUGCAGGCUCACGUAAAGAUGUCAAACUCUCGGGAUGUAGAUUUGGAGACGGGAGAAUCGUAUUUUGAUACAGGUAAACUAAGUGCGUUAGGUGAGGGCAGUAAGAAGCUGCCUCAGGCGAUUAUCAUCGGCGUGAAGAAAGGGGGGACGCGCGCGCUGCUGGAGUUUCUGCGCGUGCAUCCAGAUAUUCGCGCGGUCGGAGCCGAGCCGCACUUCUUCGACCGUAACUAUGACAACGGAAUGGACUGGUACAGGGACCUAAUGCCUAAGACCCUUGAUGGCCAGAUCACCAUGGAGAAAACACCAAGCUACUUUGUGACCCGUGAGGCUCCGGCCCGGAUCUACGCCAUGUCCCGCGACACCAAGCUGAUUGUGGUUGUCCGGGACCCUGUCACUCGAGCCAUCUCUGACUACACACAGACACUGUCCAAGAAGCCUGACAUUCCUACUUUUGAGAGCCUGACGUUCAAAAACAGGACUACAGGGUUAAUCGACACCUCGUGGAGCGCCAUUCAGAUUGGCAUCUACGCCAAACACCUGGACAACUGGCUGCAGUUCUUCCCCAUGAGCCAGAUCCUGUUCGUGAGUGGAGAGCGGCUGAUUAGUGACCCGGCUGGAGAGCUGGGCCGUGUGCAGGACUUCUUGGGGCUCAAGAGGAUCAUUACAGACAAACACUUCUACUUCAACCAGACCAAGGGCUUCCCUUGUCUCAAAAAGGCCGAGGGCAGCAGCAAGCCCCAUUGCCUGGGUAAAACCAAAGGACGGACCCAUCCAAACAUUCACCCUGAGGUCGUGCAGAGACUUAGAGACUUCUACAGGCCUUUUAACAUGAAGUUCUACCAGAUGACUGGCAGAAAAUUUGGUUGGGAUGACUGACAGUAGACCCUGGAUUUUGAAACAAGGAAAAAAAUACCUUACUGUGACCUCACCAGCAACAAAACUAUGAUAACCCCAAAAGUGGUCCAAUCUGGUUGUGGAAAACGAUUGAAAAGUCCACAUCCAACUCAAGUUAGGCACAGAACACUAUGAACAAAUGUCAAAAAACAGAGUAAAUGUCCUCAAACUGCUAUUACAGUUCCAGAUUCUAUUCAAUUUCAGAUUCAAAAAUGACAUUUUUAACUUUUAUAUCUUCAUUAGGCAAAAGGUUGAGGAUUAUACAUUGCCUUUGUUGAUUAAAAUAGUACUCCUUUGUUACCGAAUCAGACUUUAGCCGUAUUUCUCAUUUAAACAGCCAUUUAUUGUAAUGUAAGAGGACUUAGAAGAGACACCUGAAGGCUGAAGAGAUCCACUCUUGAACUAUGCAUUUGGAUGUUGAACUGUGAAUUAUCCACUGUGUCAGGACUUGGAGAUCAGUUACGUUCAUUUCCCAUAUUUAAUGUAGAAAGACUAGCUGCUUAUAUAACUUUACAAUUAUUUGGAAGAAAAGAGCAAAAGAAUAAAAAUAAUCAUAUUUUUUUUACAUUUAUUUAUUUAAAAUAUGUACUCAUAUACAGUUUAACUAUUUUGAAUAAUCUUCACUAAACA